GUCUUUUACUUCACUUUUCCUUUCCAAUAAUGCUCCCUCCAGUCCUUUUUCUUCCAAUAAUAUUUUCACACGACAUUUCCAAUUUGAGAAAUUAACAUUUUCCACUAAUUUCGGAUAGACGUUCAGGGCCGUCAUUUUUAUAUUUGUCAACUACACUCUGCUGUUUGAGGUGGAAAUAAAUCGUGUAUACUGGGGGGAUUUAGCAUAUUAAACUCACUUUUAGGAAAAUAAUCUAUUUAUUAAUUGCACACUACGAUGCUUACACAACGGAAUUAGUAGGGAACCAUAAAGCACUAAUGUCUAUGAUUUGACAUUUAUACGUUCGGAAACGCAUACAGUAUUUCUAACAUGGUUGAAGCACAAAAUGAAUAGUCAAUUGGCUGUUUAUUAUAUUUUUUUGUAUCCCUCUUAUCAUGAACACCAAGGCAUGAUCAGCUAUAUUAUAUUUUUGGCCUCCCCAUUAUUAUCAAAGCCACUUACAGUAUCGCUUCUUCUAUUGUAAUCAAAAUGGGGAGCAAGUGCCAUGUCAUCAAAUAGCAACGCACAUAAUUUUUCUGUGUUGUUAAUUUCAUUUGCUCUUUUCUUUAACUGGCUGAAAAUAUUUUUAUUGAGUCCAGGCUUGAGAGCAGCUUUUGUGAUCAUGCGACUCAGUGUCAAAGGUGAUGGCAAAACAACAGCUUUUCUGAACCAUCUAUAAGCUCGAGAACCUAGUUUGUAUAAUGCUAGGGCUGCUACUUUUUCUUGUUUUGUGUAACGCCUUCCUGUUUGAGGUUUCCUAGCUUCUCUAAACUGCAACAUGGUGAAAAAUUGUCGCCAGAGUUGGGGAGCGAGGGGCUUGUUGUAACAGUUUUCAUGAAAACUAACAUAUCUUAAAUUCCUUUAGAGCUCUUACACACGAGCAGCACAUUGACGACAGCAAAGGCGACCGCAGUCGCCGUCAUUUGUCGGCAGCUAGCCGCCGACGUGCCCGCAGCAAGCUGUCGACACGUCGACAGCUUGCUGCGACGACCGUGUCGGCGUACGUCAUUGUACAGGAGCCAGCCAGUUGAUAAUGGAUUUCAUUGAAGAAACACUGUUGUUGCAUUUACUCCGUCGUUGUCGACGAAAGAGAAAGAACCGGUCAUUGUGGGUUUAAGAAAUGUUGUUGAAUAGAGAACGAGACUACACACACCGACGCCCAUGCUCUAUUUUUUAAUGUUUUAUUAUGGUAGCCUUCUAAAUUCGAGUUCCAUAUUAUUUCAUUGUUUUUGACAGCACAAUUUUUUUAGCAAUUCCGAAUCAAUUUGUUCGGAACUCAUUAGGUGUGCGUGUAAGCUCCUGGACUACUGACAGUUGACCUUCAAAAUGGCGGAGGCGGCUAGCUGUCGGCACCUGCCGGCGGCAGCCGCGAACGCGUCGACAGCACGUCGGCAGCAUGUCGACAGCUAGCCGUCGCCUUCUGACGUCGACUGCAGUUACAUGCGUCGACAGCAAAAUGCUGUUCGUGUGUAAGAACCCUUAGUCUCAGAAUGUCCAAUUUGCAAAAUGUCAAGUGGUAACAAAUCUAUUGAUUAAAAUGCUACUAAAUAAAUCUACUGGUACAAGUAGUAACGACAAAAAAAACGACAAUAAUACCUGUAAUCAUUAACGGUCUUAUUCAUAAUCAUUUUUCACAUUUUAUCAAAUGCUUAUUAGAGGUUUAUAAAACGUUUGAUAAAAAUUGUUAUUCAUAAUCGUCAUUUAGCGCUAAAAUCCUCUUAUAACUGUGUGAUAAGUUAUCGAGAGCUCGGGCCUUGUUUAAAGCUCUAAUAAACCUAUUUUAACCUAACUUUUAUAAAUGUCAUUUCAUAUGAAUGUCACUUCGUUGGUUUAUUUAUUCAAAAUAUCCUUGCUGUGAUCCUUGCUUGUGAAAAUGAAUGCUAUAAAUGCAAUUGUGCAUUUAGCCAAUAAUGCCGACCCAGCGCGACGUAGAAAGCUCUACCGCCAACGAAGCAACCCAUUCGAUUUGCGGGACCUAAAUUUUAAAAUAAAAUAUAGGUUCAAUAAGGACACAGUGCGCACCAUCAUAGAUUUGGUGGAAGAUGAUCUGGUUCAGAGCGCUAGAGGUGGUGGCACGUGUCCUGAACUGCAAGUUUUAGUGGCCAUAAGAUGUUGGGGACGUCGUGAGGUACAAGAUGAUGCUGGUGACCUCCAUGGCCUAAGUCAGCCGACAGUGAGCCGGAUAUGCGCCAGAGUCGCGCAUGCAAUCGCGAAUAAGGCAAAUUCCUUCAUCAAAAUGCCUAUCACUAUAGGAGAGCAGGAAAGAAUUAGUGCCAAAUUUAGAGCAAUUAAAAAUUUUCCUGGGGUGAUAGGAGCCAUAGAUUGCACCCACAUUAAAAUUAAAAAAACCGGAGGUGACAUGGCCCAGUACUAUAUUAAUAGAAAAGGCUAUUAUUCCCUGAAUGUUCAGGUUGUCUGUGAUGCUGACCUCAAAAUAAUGGAUAUAGUGGCUAGAUGGCGAGGCAGUACACAUGACAGUUGAAUUUUUAUGGAGAGCAAUAUAAAACAACGAUUUGAGGAUAGGCAGUUUAGAGGACGCCUUAUUGGCGAUUCGGGCUACCCUCUUCUGCCAUAUCUAUUUACACCUAUUUUAAGGCCUAGUCGUCCAGAAGAAGAAGCAUACAAUAAUGCUCACAUCUCAACUAGGAACACUGUUGAAAGGUGUUUUGGGGUGUGGAAGCAGCGGUUCCAAUGCCUACUCCAUGGCUUACCAGUAAGCCUCCAAAAUGGAAAAGCUGUGAUCAUAGCAUUGGCUGUAUUACAUAAUAUAGCCAUUGAUAUGAAUGACACAUUGUUAGAACAACAUAUGGAGCAGGUCCCUGUAACUCCGCAACUUUCGACGGAGAACAGUGUUCACGACAACCGACCUUCAUUGUUGAGGCGUAGGUCGCAGUUGAUACUACAAAAUUUUAUAAAUCAACAUUUUUGAAUGAUACUGUUCCUGGCAUC
This is a messenger RNA of Ostrinia nubilalis (European corn borer), 2967 nucleotides long. Its product is annotated as putative nuclease HARBI1. The transcript has 5 exons. Bases 1892 to 2500 code for a protein of 202 amino acids. The record is from RefSeq and is a predicted model, not a curated record. NCBI's taxonomy places the organism in Eukaryota, Metazoa, Arthropoda, Insecta, Lepidoptera, Crambidae.